AUGGCAAGAGUUGGCGUGGCCCAAUUGCAUCAGCGUCUUGAUGGUUUAUUGGCUUAUUUGCAGCCAUAUUGGGAUUUUCUCAAUUGCCACAUGGUCAAUUAUCUAACGGACAAGCAUUGGAUAAGUUUUGUGCCCGAGGAGCUGAGACAGGAACUGGAAUGUGAAGAAGAUAUUAAUCUGGCUAUAGAAGAACUAUUUUGGAACAGGAAACAGGGAGAAAGUGAAAGAUUUCCGAAUUGGUUAAAAUUUCUGCGAAGAGGAGACCAAGAACACUUGAAGCAUUUUAAAGAUGUAAUUACUACCCUUGAAGAAUUAUGUGGAGGAAAUGAAAGCAUGCAGCAACUCAGUAUCAAGGAGUUCAUGAGUGCUAAGAAGUGUCAUGAGGUCGAACUCACUGCAUCGCUAGUAGAUCGGCUCAUCCAAAGUACUGGUGAAGCAGAAAAUUUCUACGUUGUCGAUGCCGGCGAUGGCAAGGGUUAUCUGUCCUCACGGCUGGCUCUUCAAUAUAAAUACCGUGUGCUUGGCAUCGAUGCCAAUGCAGCUAACACCGAAAAUGCACUGGAACGCAAUCGAAAAUUACAGCGUGCCUGGAACGGUCUAACUGAACGUGCCGAGCUGGAAAGCCGUGGAAUACCACCCAAAUGCCGAGAUAAACAAUCUUCGCCAAAGGAUUUGCCCAGUUUACAGAACUACAAGACAACAUCAAGAUUUAUUACAACUGAACUGAAUUUGAACCAACUCUUAGCUGAACAAUUUACUGAGUUUUCAAUAUCGCCCAGUUCCCCCAUAUGCCUGACGGGGUUGCACACUUGUGGCAAUCUCGCUGCCACUUGCCUUCAAGUCUUUCAUUCCCAAUCACAAUGUCAGAUACUCUGUAAUAUUGGUUGCUGUUAUCAUUUGCUCAAGGAAACUUUUUCGCAGCAAGAAUUCUUUGGCAAUAAGUCAGUAAUGGAUUUGCAAACAGACUGUGGAUUUCCACUCAGUCGUUAUCUUCAAAACCGACAAGUCCGUAUGGGCCGUAAUGCCCGAAUGCUGGCUGCCCAGUCAAUUGAGCGUACUCUCAAUGCGAAGGAUUUGCCAAAUAUAUCACUCUAUUACAGGGCUUGCCUCGAGGUUCUUGUGUGUCGGCAUGCACAGAACUUGAAAAACGAACUGCAAGUUGGAAAAGUGCGUAAUUUCAAAGAUUUUUCAGAUUAUAUACAAAAAUGUGCAAAAAAAUUGGAUGCGAAGUGGUUAGACGAUGUCAAUACAGACGAGCUAAAAGCUUUACUUCGAGACUAUUCCCUGGAUAAGCAUUAUUUGGAACUAUUUUAUUUAUUACGCAUGACAUUUGCUCCUGCACUGGAAAGUUUAAUUCUUUUAGAUCGCCUUCUGUACCUAAAGGAACUUGGCUAUGAUCGCAGCUAUAUUGUUGACCUAUUCGAUGCUGUUAUAUCUCCACGUCAUUAUGCAAUUAUUGCUUUUAAAUCUUAGCAUAUGAAGAUUGAUUUUGAUUGAUGACAAUUUAGCUUUGCCCUCUGUUUAAAAAUAGGAGUGAAACUAAAACUUGUUUUGGGAAACAAAUAAUUAUUGAUAAGCAUGCAAAAGUGUAAUUAGAGAAAUAAUUUUUAUA
Drosophila willistoni is the source of this 1612-nucleotide messenger RNA. Its product is annotated as probable methyltransferase-like protein 25. Bases 1 to 1473 code for a protein of 490 amino acids. The record is from RefSeq and is a predicted model, not a curated record. The transcript is spliced from 3 exons. Lineage: Eukaryota; Metazoa; Arthropoda; Insecta; Diptera; Drosophilidae.